Messenger RNA from Macroventuria anomochaeta, 1114 nucleotides. RefSeq lists its product as uncharacterized. Gene Ontology annotation, cellular component: extracellular region. The record is from RefSeq and is a predicted model, not a curated record. Gene Ontology annotation, biological process: (1->6)-beta-D-glucan biosynthetic process; fungal-type cell wall organization; cell wall biogenesis. NCBI's taxonomy places the organism in Eukaryota, Fungi, Ascomycota, Dothideomycetes, Pleosporales, Didymellaceae. The coding region runs from base 291 to 1085 and encodes 264 amino acids. The transcript has 3 exons.
GACCCCACACAAAUGCUGAACGCGCGCGUCGUGCAUCUGGAAUGCACAUCCCUGCCCCAUCUGCGCUAGGCGAUCGUCACUGCUGCAAUUGUGCCCCUGGCGGCAAGCCACCUAGAAUUCAAGCUCAACGUUUGCGACAUUAACCGCCUCCACGAUCCCCAACGCGCCGCAAUCCCUUCAACGAUACCACGCGACAACGUUCUCCAGGCUACGCGCUUUCUUCGACGCCGACCGAUACCCGCGCACCUCGCUCCGCAUUCCCUCGCUCCAUACUGCACACUACCCUCACAAUGACGCGGUUACUACUACCUUUCACUGCGUUUGCCGCGCUUGCACCUCUUGUGAGCGCUGGCAUUAAAUUUACAAGUCCGGUUGCAGGCGACAAACUGACGGUUGGCACGGCGAUCGAGGUAGAAUGGGAGGAAGGCGGCACGGGCCCCGAAAUCAGUGACUUGAUAACAUACCAGCUCAUUCUAGUAGGCGGUGGACAGGAGGAUAAAGAGCAACAGGUGGUCAAGGUCCUUACAACAGCGGGAAACUUCGCGCUUGGUGGUAACAAGGCGUCUGCUUUGGUAGAGACUGGACUGCCAGGAGCGAGCACACCAGCCAAUGCCUACUUCAUCAAGAUGGUCGCUGUAGGCAAGACUGGAGGCGAACUCACGGCCUACUCGGAUCGCUUCUCCUACUCGGGCAUGACAGGCGCAUGGAGAGACGACGUGAAGACGGCUCUUAGCAAGCUCGAUACCACAGACGGGCCUGCGACCAAGGACACCACCACCGAUGCUGCAGGCGGAGCAGCAGGCGCAGAUGGCGACUACGAUGUCGAGUAUACAAUGCAGACGGGCCCUACACGAUAUGCGCCGAUGCAGCCAGUACCACCGAAAACGGUCACAGCAAAGAACACGAAGCCCUUGUAUCCAACAAGUAGCGUCAAGAUUGCGACGGCCUUCUUGCCAAUCCCGAGUAUUCAGACAACUAUCACACAGGCUCAGACAUUCUCGGUCAGCAGCAUGGAGAACACGGUCGCUGCUGCUCCUCACCCAACAGACGACAUGCAGAAGUUUCUGAACAGGUGGAAGGACUAGAUCUGUGCAUUGGCUCACUUUGGAAAAAU